UGUAAAAUCGUAACGGUGGAAGGAUCUUGCACAAUCUGAGUACUUGAAAACCCAGAUCGUCAAGCAUACGUGAUAUCGUGCAAUCUGUUUGUUUGUUUGUUUGUUUUAAUUUAUCUUGGUUUGACUUGUAUGUAUAUGCAGGAAACCGCUGAUUAGGUUGGGGGCAAACACGCCGGCGAGGGCAGAGAGAAUGGGUCGACGGAGCGACUUUGAUCAGUACACCCCCGGGGGAGUGGGGCAGUUGACGCCGCGCAGGAGUGGGGAGACGAGCGAGGUGGUGCUGUAUUUCGGGGUCAUCGACAUAUUGCAGGACUACGAUAUCAGCAAGAAGCUGGAGCAUGCGUACAAGUCGUGGCAAGUCGAUCCAGCGUCGAUCUCGGCGGUGGAUCCCAAGCUCUACUCGAGGAGGUUCAGGGAUUUCAUCGGGCGAAUAUUCAUCGAGGACAGAGAAAUGAAUGCCCUUAAAUGGUGGAAGAUGGUGGCAUUUAAGUAGAUGAGGGGAGGAAACAAUACAUGAUGCGCACCAGACCAGGGCAAAAGCCGUGAUUUGUUAAUUAAUGAAGGCGGCAGGACAAUUAAGGAGGCUUGGCUGGCUGGCUGAUGGGUGAGUUUUGGGAAGUUGGGCCAUGGGGAUUGCUUGGGAUUGGGAUUUGGGGAAGGUGAUGAUGGCAAAUGGGCGGUAUGUAAAUUGAGUUUGGGUUCUUUCUUGGUGGGGAUGGGAUUCCAUUUCUCCCUUUUCCUCUUUUGGGGAUUUGUUUUCUGGUUUAGGGUUUCAUGUUUUUUUUCUAAAUUAGAGGGAGGGUUAUUUUGGGAAGGAAGUUUUGGUUUUGGGGAUAUGGUUCAAAAGGAUUGGUAAGUGGUGGGGGGGAAAUGGACUGAAUUUUUCCCCCGGGGUAGUGAAAAUUCAAAAGCCGCUGUUUGGGUGGGUGAGAAAUAAGGGGAAUUGUACAGCUUAUAGGAUUGAAUGGAACAUUGAACCCAGAGAAAAAAAGGGUAAAAAUGAAACAGUGAAAAAAGAAAGUUGAUGACUGAUGAAUGAAUGGAUGACCAGUUU
This is a messenger RNA of Linum trigynum, 1054 nucleotides long. NCBI's taxonomy places the organism in Eukaryota, Viridiplantae, Streptophyta, Magnoliopsida, Malpighiales, Linaceae. The record is from the annotation of a GenBank genome assembly.